AUGACAGUAAUUCUAACUCUUCUCCCUGUCGCCACUUUCUUCUCUCCCCGCGUUCUUCCCGCAUCUCUUCUCGCUCCUUUAUCGCUCCGCUCUACCCUUUUUGGUGUGCCAUUUAACCCUCGCUUCUUCUCUCCAUUACAUGCUUCCAACGCAGGCAGUCGCGGCCGAGGCAGAGGGCCCGGAUCUGCCAGUCUGUCAGCUCACAGACCGACACUCGUUUCUCGACAUAAGCCUGUUCUCGAGAUACGCCUAGGUGUCGUGGGCCGACCAUUCCAUCCUUUUUUCUACCCCCUGCUCAAACACACACACACACACACAUUCACACUCACUCACAACAUGGUCACAUUUAUAUGUUACUAUGGUCUAGAUGGUGUGCUUUUCUGUUGUGCUUGGCUGUAUGACUUGAUGCGUGCGUCAUUCCGCUCGUCGAUUGGGGAUAUCGAUACGUCUGUGAACGUGUACUUACUUGGCCUGUCCAACUUUCAGCCAAGCCCCAUUAAUCAACCACCGAUGCCUCGAAUGGAUUCAAUAUUCAAUUGCAUUAAGUGGUCUCACAUGCUCCCAACCCCAAGAGCCCACCCCCGCCCCAUUCUACCUACACUCGUAGCGCCAACCCGAGCCGUAACCCUCUAUCCAACCGAUAUGGAGGCACACGCAUGCACUUUUGUGCAUACCAAUUUCGGCCAGUCCUGCCAGUUGGCUCGCGUAGUUGGCUUCCCUCUUUUCAGACUCAAUUUCCGCCAAUAUUUGCCACUCCCAGAAAGCAGGAGCCCUGCGCCCAGACAUUGGCCGUGCCAGUUUCACUCGCCCAUUUGUUCGUCUCGAUGGCCCUUGUGUUUGCUUGUCUUUUCGCUUUUGUGUCUACACGUCGAGUCGACCGUCGCCUCGGGUGUCGGUUUGUCGGUCUGUUCGUUUGUCCGGUUGACCAGCCGUCUGUGCAUUCACGCGUCUGGCUGUGUGUAUACGGACAGCCCAGCAUCGUUUGUCCGUCGGUCCGUUUGUGCGGGUGCAGACAGGCCCAGUCCUCUUCACGGUUGUCUCGGGGUUGCGGAACUUUUGAAUCACCAGAACGUCCCGAUCGCUGACGCCCUCGUGACACUGGCCUCGUAUCCAUUCGAAAGGUCAAGGUUACCCGAGGCCCGGUGA
Protopolystoma xenopodis is the source of this 1146-nucleotide messenger RNA. The record is from the annotation of a GenBank genome assembly. NCBI's taxonomy places the organism in Eukaryota, Metazoa, Platyhelminthes, Monogenea, Polystomatidea, Polystomatidae.